Messenger RNA from Clonostachys rhizophaga, 1173 nucleotides. The record is from the annotation of a GenBank genome assembly. NCBI's taxonomy places the organism in Eukaryota, Fungi, Ascomycota, Sordariomycetes, Hypocreales, Bionectriaceae.
AUGGCUACCUCUCUCACUGCGACGCGGAGAGCCUGCCAGGCAACCCGUAGCGUCGCGGGAAAGCGAUUCCUGUCCGAUAUCACCAUUACCCGGACCGGCAAGCCCAUUCUGCGAACUGAGGGUGGACGGCCACACUGCGACAGUAUUUGGCGCAACCGGACAACUGGGUCGAUACAUUGUCAACAGACUGGGUGUGUUCUGCCGAAUUCAAGGAGGAAUAUGAGGAUUGAGGCUGAUACGGAGGAUGUAGCUCGCCAAGGAUGCACCGUCAUUGUCCCCUUCCGUGAGGAAAUGACGAAGCGUCACCUCAAGGUCACCGGUGAUCUUGGUCGUGUGAACUUCAUCGAAUACGACCUCCGAAAUACCCCCUCUAUCGAAGCCAGCGUGAGGCACUCCGACGUCGUUUAUAACUUGGUUGGCCGAGACUACCCGACCAAGAACUUCACCUUGGAGGACGUCCACGUUGAGGGUACCGAGAGAAUUGCCGAGGCUGUCGCCAAGUACGAUGUCGACCGUUACAUCCACGUAUCGUCUCACAAUGCCGACCCUAAUUCACCCAGCGAAUUCUUCGCCACCAAGGGACGUGGAGAGCAAGUUGCCAGGAGCAUCUUCCCAGAAACCACACUCGUGCGACCUGCGCCAAUCUUCGGUUUUGAGGACAACCUUCUCCUGAAGCUUGCUUCCGCUCUCAACCUUGUCACCUCAAACCACCUGCAGGAGCAGUUCUGGCCAGUUCACUCCAUUGAUGUUGGUAUUGCUCUGGAGAAGAUCCUCUAUGAUGACUCAACCGCUGGUCAGACCUUCGAGCUCUACGGCCCCAAGAAGUACAGCAUGGGUGAGAUCGCCGAGAUGGUUGACAAGGAAAUCUACAAGCAACGUCGCCACAUCAACGUCCCCAAGGCUGUCCUGAAACCCAUCGCCAAGCUGCUCAACCAGUUCCUCUACUUCAGAACCAUCACCGCCGAUGAGGUGGAGCGUGAGUUCCUGGAUCAGCACAUCGACCCGGAGGCCAAGACCUUCAAGGAUCUGGGCAUUGAGCCCGGUGACAUUGCCAACUUCACCUACCAUUACCUGCAAGGAUACCGUAGUCAGAACUACUACGACCUGCCACCGGCAACGGAGAAGGAGAAGAGAGAAGACAAGAAGUAUAUCCACGUUCUUGAUGAGCUGUAA